Messenger RNA from Megalops cyprinoides (Indo-Pacific tarpon), 2872 nucleotides. RefSeq names its product family with sequence similarity 160 member B2 (gene fhip2b). The record is from RefSeq and is a predicted model, not a curated record. The transcript is spliced from 17 exons. NCBI's taxonomy places the organism in Eukaryota, Metazoa, Chordata, Actinopteri, Elopiformes, Megalopidae. Bases 325 to 2580 code for a protein of 751 amino acids.
UAAGCUCAAGAUGCGGCUCGAAACGCAACAGCAGGAACCUACAGUAAUGUAAAUAUUUAACAGGCUACCUACCCACUUGGUAGUCAGUUACCUGGGUCCCGUCUUAUCUAGCUCUAGCUUGCUCAUAUCGAAGACACUCCCCUGGCCUUACGACAUUAGCCAGCUAACUAGCUGUCUACAACCUAGCCAACAAGAACCCAGCGUCCGAAAAUGGAAUGGCCACAGUUUUAAUAUUUGACACUGUGAACAAACUACGUGGUCGAAAACCCGGUGAUUAAAUGCAUCCAGCUAUAAAACAUCCAAGACGUUAGAAGGCUGCCAACAAUGGACAUGUUCAAUAAACUGACGACUCUCUUUCAGCAGGCGUUGGAAACGAGAGAGCCCUCAGUAAAUUUGCUGGAGUCCUUUGUGGAGCACUGGAAAGGAAUAACUAAUUAUUACAUUGAAACCACAGAUGAGACAACGCCCGCUAAACAGACGGACAUUCCCUGGCGGUUGAAACAGAUGCUGGACAUACUGGUUUAUGAGGAGCAGCAGCAGGAGUCGGAGGAGACGGGGCCUUGCAUGGAAUAUCUCCUACAGCACAAACUACUGGAGACCCUCUGCACUUUAGGCAAAGCACAGUACCCUCCAGGAAUGAACCAGCAGGUCCUGGCUUUCUUCACCAAACUCCUACAACAGAUCCAGCAGCCGAUGCUUCACAUCAUCAAUGUGUACAGGCCAGUCCAGAAGCUGGUUCGGCUGUGUGCUCUCCCUGGGUCACAGACAGAGAGGGAGGAGGCACACUUUCUCUUUGCUGUUUGCACCAGACUGAAACAAGACCCAUAUGUGCUCACCUACAUUCUGGAGAUUAAGCGUGAUGCACCCAUUAAGAAGAACAGUUCUACCUCAGAAGACAGUGCAAGGCUUCAGAGCAGUGAAGGCCCCAGCACAGACAAAAUGCCCCCCAAUCUCCAGCAUGAGUGUACAGCCUCAGCCUCCCUCCAUAGUGGGAAACCAGGCCCCUCCUCUGCUUCCCAGCAUCCCCCACGUGAGGCGUCUUCCCCCAGUGCGGACCCAGCCGACAACGACCUCAUCCAUGCCUUAAUACACUUGACUAAAAGCCAGAAAAGCAGAGUUGCACUAAAAGCCCUUGAGGGACUCUUGCUCCUAGUGAAGCUACCGAAGGAAGAGACUGCGGAGUGCCUAGCCGAGAGCACCGCUCUGUGCCAGCUCCUGGCCGGGAGGCUGUGUGAACUCUACAGCAUGAUCCCCUCCUCCCUGGACCCUGCAGAUAUCCACAACUUCCCUCGGGCCCACUGGAGAACUCGGUUCUCUCCUGGCUGCACAGAGAAGACCUUGACAGUCCCUGGCAAUGAAAACCUGGUGGUGUUCCUGGAGUGGCUAGACUACUGUGACCAACUGGCCAAAGAGGCACAAAAAGUACUCUCAGUGAGACUAGCCAAAGCAAUUCACCACCAGUGGCUUACAGCGGUCGUGCAGCCGCAGCUGCUCCAGGUGUCAGAGGUGGGGGUCCUGGUGAGCACAGCCCUGCUGUCGUGCGCGGUACGCCAGAUCAGCGCCCCUGCCCUGCUGGACGAGCUGGUCCUCUUCCUCCUCGGCAGCCAGAUGCAGAGCGAGCUGCGCAUGGACACGGAGAGCCACGUACUCCGCUACCAGCUCGUCGAGCACUGCGACCACAUCUCUGACGAGAUCAGCGUCAGCACCCUGCGUCUCUUCGAGGAGCUCCUGCAGAAACCACACAAGCAAAUUGUGUCCAACCUGGUUCUGAGGAACCUGGAGCACCGUGGCUACAUUGCACCCAUGCCGGGGGGGACAGAGGACAGGCACCUGCCUGACACAGAGCCCCUGGACGAGUCAGAAGAGCUGGAGGAGGACCCCUUUUUCACAGACAUGUACCCCGAGGAUCACUUCAACUCAGAACAGCUGCUAUCUCUGCCCAAAAACCGAGGAGAUCCACACCCCACUGCACAGACACGAGUGGCUGACAUCGUAAACAGUUUCCUUUGCCUGGUCCCUCAAGAGGCAAGAACCUCUCAGCAUGUCCAGGGAGCAGGAUACGACACUUAUGUACAUGAUGCACAUGAACUGUUUAAAGAAUGUACAGCUUUCUCACUGGAAUGGGGUUGGUCAGACACCCCCAAGCCCCCACAGCCUCUUCCUGUCGGCACAGACUUCUUUGAAGGCCACUUUCUGAAGGUCCUUUUUGACAGACUUGCUCGGAUCCUGGAGCAGCCCUAUGAGCUGAACCUCCAGGUGACGUCAGUGCUGUCCCGACUGGCCGUGUUCCCCCACCCGCACCUGCAUGAGUACCUGCUGGACCCCUACAUCAGCCUGGCCCCUGGGAGCCGCUCUCUCUUCUCUGUCCUCAUCAGGGUAAUAGGUGACCUGAUGCAGAGAAUCCAGCACAUCCCAAACUUCACUGAAAGGCUACUGCACAUGAGGAAACAGCUGAUGGCACUGGAGCCCGAGUCGCUAACAGAUCACAUGACCCUGCUAAAGGGAGUCAUAGUCCUGGAAGAGUUCUGUAAGGAGCUGGCUGCAAUAGCGUUCGUCAAACUUCCCUUAGAAGAACACUAACGCUGUCCUGUGAAGCUGGAGAGCAUUGGUACAAAUCCUCAGGAAUACAUGUCCUGUGAACUGCACCAGUCAGUCUGCUGCUUAAUCACAUUGAUUGCACAGGUAAAUGUCAUCGCAGUAUUGUUAAGGGACUGUUGGCUGAUGUGACUAGACCAUGUACUGGUUCUAGAUUUGGAGGCUUUAAAUGGUACAAAGGACACUGCACAUGUGUGCAUUAAGAAGAUUAGCAAUGUCCAGUCAAAACUAUGCUGAUAUGUGACUGCUUGUUAUUAGCUUUUGCUUUGUUUUAAAU